AGAGGAUCAUUCAGAGGAUAAUAAAUUAAAUACUGAAUUACCUGUAAAUAUAUCAAACCAUGUUUUACCAGAGGAAAUAAUUCAAAAUAUAACUGAUUCUUAAGUGUUAAAAAUACUGGACAUAUUAUACAAUGCAAAAUACAAGGCAAAUUAUGGAACUCAGUCCAUGUGAAUACAAGUUGAAGAAUUCGUCACAUGAAGAAGUAUUCCUAACGUUCCAAUCCUUACUUGAAAAUAAGGUUUUAUGUGAUAUUAAACUAGUAACAGAAGACGAUAACUUUAUAUUUUGCCAUAAAGUGGUUCUAGCAUCAACUUCUUCAUAUUUUCAUGCAAUGUUCACACAAUUUGCAGAAAAGAAUCUAAAUAGUGUUGUUAUUAAACAGUUAGAUUUUACUGACUUACAGCUCAUAAUACAGUAUUUAUAUUUUGGUGAAAUAAAAAUCUCUGAAAAAAAUGUAAAGGGUUUGUUACAAGCAGCUAAUCUUUUGCAGUUACAAAAAGUAGAAGAGGCAUGUUGUAUAUUUUUAUAUGCACAAUUGGUCCUUACUAAUUGUUGUAGUAUAAAUGCGUUAGCUGAUUUAUAUGGGUGUACGGAAUUGAAAAAUAUCUCUGAAUUAUACAUUGGACAUUACUUUUCGUAUGAAAUAUUAUUUAUUAUUAUGAUUCUAUAAGGAAACUGUAUUCAUAUUGUCAUAUUUUGAUUCUUAGGCAAAUAGUAGAAAGAGAAGAAUUCUUAUUUAUGUCGUUGGA
Messenger RNA from Metopolophium dirhodum (rose-grain aphid), 750 nucleotides. Its product is annotated as kelch-like protein 2. Gene Ontology annotation, molecular function: protein binding. The transcript is spliced from 4 exons. The coding region runs from base 132 to 671 and encodes 179 amino acids. NCBI's taxonomy places the organism in Eukaryota, Metazoa, Arthropoda, Insecta, Hemiptera, Aphididae. The record is from RefSeq and is a predicted model, not a curated record.